GAAGCGUUCCCAUUCAAAUCUCAUCCAAGCAGGACUUUUCAGACCAAGGUCUUGAGUAUUACUUUUCUAUCCUGUAAAAAAAAACUUUUCAGGCUUCAGCGGAGGACAAAGACACCAUUAUACACGUCUAUCCACCAUGAAACCCGUUCCGUUGGUCCUGCUGAUCGCUACAGUACUGCUGACUUCCAACUUUCCCCCCAGCGCCUGUCGACCAAGGGACCUGAACAUCUUUGACGGCCACGGGUACAAGACCCAGAUGGACGAGAUCUUAUUAAAAGCUGGCGAUAACGCUAUUUCCUACCUCAUAGGAGAAAAGAUACUUAGGUAUUUGCAAAGAAACCCGAAAUUCCAGAAAGGUCUCUCACAGUAUCCCUUAGACAACCUCCAGGUUAUGACACCACUCUCCACCUCUGGGCUUGGUCACCUGGCGCGCAGUUUGCCGCUGGAGGAAGAGGAGCGCGCCUUGGAGGAAGGCAACAGCUUGGAAGACCUCACGGAGCUUUCCAAGAGGAAUGACGAUCCGCCAAUUUCCAUUGAUCUCACUUUCCACCUGCUGAGAAACAUGAUCGAAAUGGCGAGAAUCGAAAGUCAGAAAGAACAAGCGGAACUAAACCGCAAGUACCUAGAUGAAGUUGGCAAGUGAUCUUUAGCUUUGGCAUCGUAGAAAAACAAAAGGUUCUCACAAACGAAUGCCCCUGGCACUUCCAGAUCCGUGAAAUAGUUUUGCUUUUCCUCUUUAUCAAAAUACUGCUGACUGUAGCUACCAUUCCAAGUUACGAGGUAUUUCCAUUCAAAAGGGAACAAGACCCGAUGUGUCGAAAGCUCCAGUUAAAGCGAAAUCGGUUCAGCUAAAUCGCUGUCCUAGACUCCCUCUUCAUUUCUGCUGAUGGACAUGUGCGGCAAGGAAACGAGUCAAGAAACAUUCACGAAUCUUCAAUG
Molecule: messenger RNA, 939 nt
Organism: Megalops cyprinoides (Indo-Pacific tarpon)
Lineage: Eukaryota; Metazoa; Chordata; Actinopteri; Elopiformes; Megalopidae
Gene: ucn1
Product: urotensin 1
Exons: 2
Coding region: 137-643 (168 amino acids)
Cellular component (GO): extracellular region
Molecular function (GO): hormone activity
Source: RefSeq, a predicted model, not a curated record